Bufo gargarizans (Asiatic toad) is the source of this 777-nucleotide messenger RNA. RefSeq names its product phospholipid scramblase 1-like. The annotation marks the transcript as partial. The transcript has 3 exons. Gene Ontology annotation, cellular component: plasma membrane. The record is from RefSeq and is a predicted model, not a curated record. Gene Ontology annotation, molecular function: phospholipid scramblase activity. Gene Ontology annotation, biological process: plasma membrane phospholipid scrambling. Lineage: Eukaryota; Metazoa; Chordata; Amphibia; Anura; Bufonidae.
CCUCUCACAUACACACUACACCUUCAUCCCGCAUCACUCUGCUAUUCCUGUGCUGACCUCUCACAUACACACUACACCUUCAUCCCGCAUCACUCUGCUAUUCCUGUGCUGACCUCUCACAUACACACUACACCUCCAUCACUCUGCUAUUCCUGUGCUGACUGUCCAUUAUCUUACCCUGUUCUCUGUGUGCAGCUCGAGGUGCAGAGCCCUCCAGGUCACACCGUUGGGUACGUUGUGCAGAGCUGGCAUCCGUUUGUUCCUAAGUAUUGUCUCCUCACGGAGAGCCGGGAGCCGGUCCUGAAGGUGGUCGGUCCGUGUCUUAUGUCCAGUUGCUGUGGAGACGUGAACUUCCAGAUAAAACCACUGUGUGAGUCUCGCAGUGUGGGCCGGAUCAGUAAGCAGUGGAGUGGAUUACCAAAGGAAAUAUUUACAGAUGCUGAUAACUUUGGGAUCCAGUUCCCUAAGGAUCUGGAUGUGAAGAUGAAGGCGGUUCUUAUUGGAGCCUGCUUUCUACUGGACUACGCAUUCUUCGAGAGGUCAAGAAGUAAGAAGGAGCGUCACACAGUGAUCAGCUAACAGCAUCGGGUGCUGCCACUAAUGCCUUAAGCCCCUCCUACCGCCAUCUGUAUAUCCUCCAGUUUACACUCGUAUAACCCCCACCCCCCAUGUACACAAAUGUUUACACGUAUAUGUACGAGCUGCCGUGUUUUCUACAAACUAUUAUAUAACUUCUAUCUGUAUGUGACAAUAAAUAUUACUGCUCUGUACUCCACA